Messenger RNA from Dunckerocampus dactyliophorus (ringed pipefish), 6385 nucleotides. Its product is annotated as mpv17-like protein. The record is from RefSeq and is a predicted model, not a curated record. The coding region runs from base 320 to 955 and encodes 211 amino acids. The transcript is spliced from 4 exons. Lineage: Eukaryota; Metazoa; Chordata; Actinopteri; Syngnathiformes; Syngnathidae. Gene Ontology annotation, cellular component: cytoplasm; membrane.
GUUGCCGAUGCCGCAAGGAAGCCAGCUCCCCUAACUGGAGUCAGUCGAUGACCCUGUGGACGAUGCUCUAUGCAAGUAUUUCUUUUAAGACUUCCUGACAUUGAUCGAGACACAUAACACACCUUGCUGUUUUUGCUAGGAAUGUUGCCCAUCGGAAACAAUCCGACAUUUUGAUGUCGUGAAUCUCAUUGGGAACAAAUGACGCACAUCUAAACCGUCUUGAAUUUAGUAAAACAUUUGCAUCAGGGAUGCACAUCGUUUGUCCAACCGUUCUCCCAUACGCCGUGUUGAAUUAAGCAGUGCCGGCCGGGCUACAAGAAUGAUAAAUACGUUUGCUCGUCAUGUCCGCCGGUUCCCCUGGGUCACCAACGUUACGUUGUACGGUUGCCUGUUCGCGGGAGGGGACUUUGUGCACCAGUGCUUCUCCCAGAGGGACAAAAUGGACUGGAGCCAUACACGGAAUGUUGCGGUGGUUGCGUUCAGUUUCCAUGGCAACUUCAAUUUCUUCUGGAUGCGUUUUCUGGAGCGCAGAUUUCCCGGGAAUUCCGCCGGGAUGGUGAUGAGGAAGCUGUUGGUGGAUCAGACCACGGCGGCACCCUUGGCCACCAGCGUUUUCUACACAGGUGUCAGCUUCUUGGAGGGUAAAGACGACAUCAUGGAAGACUGCAGGGACAAAUUCCUGAACACUUACAAGACGGGACUAAUGUUCUGGCCCUUCAUGCAGUUUCUAAACUUUGCCUUGGUGCCUCCAUACGUGCGGACCACCUUUAGUGGCUGCUGUGCCUUCGUCUGGGCCACGUUCCUAUGCUUCUCACGUCAGAGCGGCGACGGCACAGCCGGCGCCGCCCUUGCAUGGAUGUUCCCCUCCAAAGAGAACCUCGCGGUGCCCACAGAGGAGACAGAAGAAGUGAAAAGUAAGGUAGUUUCAGGAACUCCUCCAUCUCAACACAAGUAAAAAAGGACAGGAGAAGCAGCUGCAGUCACGGAGAGAAGAGUGCAGCUCAUGUGUCACUCAGGGGUCAAUGUUCAGGCUAAAACUGCCAAGGUUAUCCUGAAUCAGCAUCGGCCACAACAUCAGGUACACAUGGAGAAUAUAAAGAGACGCCGCUGCAAACUAUAUACUGUUAAAUAAAAAGGCAGAAUUUGUAUGCAACUAAUUAGAUGUAAUUGUGUACCUAAUAUUAUGGCCAUUGAGUAAGAAGGUGCUCCUCAACACUGCCGUAAGAGUGGGAGGUUAUUUAAGCGUUGUCUUCCAUAUACCACAGUGAAUAUGCAUCAGGUAUUAAAGUGAAUAGAGGCUGCAUACGGUACAGCAGUUCCCCCACCUGUUCCCAGUUUGGCAUUCGCUGCCCCACAUAUUCACAGAUCUCUUCUCUCUGCUUUAACCUGUACAUUUCUUUUUUCUUUUAUGCUAACCUAAAUAGAAAGCGGCAAAAUCUUUAUGGGAAAUGAGUGCUGCAGCUUUCCAUCCAGCAGAGGGUGCCGGCUCACAAGUCAAUUCACUCAACAUCUUCCAGCAGGAAGAUGCAUUGGCAAGACGUGAUGUUGCGUAACUGCACGUAUUGUAAGUACAGUACUGUAUACUGUGUGGGGUUGGGCAUCGUCUGAAUUUGAGUGAAUCCGAUUCCUCGUUUCGAUUCCGGUUCCGUAAGUUUGCACGGCUUAAACAAGGGUGCUAACCAAAGUCCUUGGAUGAAAUGUUUGAAUGUCUCCAUGAUUUAAAAAAAAAAAUGAUAUGAACUUUUAUGAAUUACUUUACUAUGAAUUUCUCACAGGGCUAUUUUCAACCAGUAAAUAAAUAUCAAACCAUUGAACUUGAACAUAAAUGUUUUGAAGUCUCUUUACAUACUGUAGGAGCGCAUGUUCUAUUUUUGGAAAGCUCAUUAUCACAGGAUAUGUGAUAUGUGACACAUAUCCUGUGGUUUAUGCUUUAUUUUUUAGUGUCUUAUGAUGCAGAACAGACAAACCAACUUAACCACUUUACUGAGUUCCCACUAACCUGCGUGCGGAAUAUCAAACAAGCGAAUGGAGUAACACUUCGGGGUCUGGUCAACUUCCUGGCUAAAGCUAGCUUUAACGUCAGGUCCUCUAUGGAAAAAGUACACAGCCUUACGUUGGCGGGAUGUUUGAGUUGGCCACCGUAUUGGCAUGCAGCUUCAAUGUUGGCGUAAGAUCGACGUCAUUUGUAGUUUUAUUUACCUGGGUAGUUGGAAGGAGCCCGGCGGCGCGCGUCAAAACGGGGAACUCUGAAUAAUGUGGAGGUGUUUAAUCAUGCUAGUGGCGCAUCCCUCCUUUGCAUGAAAUGAAACGGACAACCACAAACGCUUUCCUGACGCUUCUUCUUCAUAGGUGUCAUGCGGCUAUUUUUUCCGGUCGACGGGCUUGUCGAUCACCUAACGUAGGCAUCGGAAUUUUUAAAAAUGAACUGUUCGGGGAGAAUCAGAAUGUUAGACGCUCGAUGCCCAACCCUCAUAGUGUGUGCCUGAAACUGGUUCUUAAUGUGGGAAAACGGAAUUUUAAAUGUGUUUAAUAACGGAGAGGCAUAUUAUACCAUUUACAGUGGCAAAUAAAUACAUGGCUGCAUUCAUAAUUCGCGAACCAAUAGUGACUAAUUUAUCACUGAAUCAAAAACUGAUAUGCUAAAUCAUAUUACCGCCCCUCAGCAUGUUAAAAAUAUAAAAUUAAUGAAUUAUUAAAGACAUACAUUAUUACAUAAUACACUCGUUUGCUUUGUAACAUGUAACACAAAGCUCCGAUGUUGUUUUUGUUCAGAUAGCUUAGCAUACAUUGACCUACAUCGGAUCGGUUUUAGCAUCUUUAAUGUCAUAAAAUGUAAUCGUCCUUUAGUUUUUCUGUAUGGGCACGGGCCUGGGAUCAAACCAUUACGCCACCAGGUACUGAGUCAGUGAAUAAUUUUCUUGUCUUACUCUGCUGUGUGCUGUCACACUACUCGUGUCUUUUUUUUUUCUUUUUUCUCCAUGGAUCGUGGGGCCCUACGCACAGCGCGUGUUCUGCAAGUUGGGAGGGCCAGCCCGCCCUGUGUGUGCAUUUUUAUGUGGGAAAUGUGCAGGUACAGUACAGUGUGGAGUCUGCAGAAAACGAAAUAAUUAAAUUCAUGCCGCAUCUCCGUGACUUCUUUAUAAAGCUAAAGGGUCUAUCUGCCUGACAGCUGAGUUGGAUAAGUACGUGAACUAAAGCGGGCAUCUGCAUCCUGCAAAGUGGGAAAUGAUUUUCCCAAGGCUAUUUAUAUUUAUUGUUAUUAUUUCUAAGUACUUCACAACUGUAGGGGGAGUGCAGUAAGAGAGAAAAAUGUUUUUUACUGUUGCAUUUCAUUUGCUCUUGAUCCAAUUCCAUGGAUUUCUCACUGUACUUUGGUCAUCCACUCCGUCAGGUUGGUUACAUUGAAGAAAUAUGUAGGCUGAUGCCAUGCUGAUGAUGAUGAUGAUUUGUUGAGCCAUUGUGAUCUACUUAGACCUGUCACGAUAACCAAUUUUGCUUGUCGAUAACUGGGCUACAAAUUAUCGUCGAUAAACGAUAUUAUCGGCAAUUUUUUUUAAUUGAUUAUUGUCAUGAGAGGUGUCAUUCACAUUUGAACCACUAGAUGGUACUCAAGUAUAGCAUACGGUGUACCUGUGUGAGACAUUAGCUUGACACAGAAGUUGCCUGUAUGUAUGUUUUUGCAAUGUAGCCAGUGACACAGUCUACCAGCGCGCACCAUUUUGCACGAUUUUGUUGAUGUUUGCCUGUUGCCUGUUUGAAACCGAAAUAUUCCCACACCGCCUUAGAAACACUUUUGUACCGUCAUUCAUGUUCGCAUAUGCUGGCUCACAAAGCUAACUGCUAAAUCCUCCCUAUCAACUCACAAGUAGCCCCGCCUCCACACAGAGGCUGAAUGAGGUGAGGGCCCACUCUCGCCCAUCAUUCCACUAUAGAACCAAUGCGCACAGACGGAUGCAGAGUGAACCCUCUUGUCAUCCAGCCUGUGUGGCACAGUGAGAUGAGCAGACACGCAAACACACGCAUACAUGCACAUGUCAAUUUAUUGAGGGCGCCAUCAUUAUCGACCUGUCUUUUUUAAUCAUUCAAUUAAUCCAUUUAUUGCGUAUGGUGACAGGCCUAGAUCUACUUUUCAGCGAAAGUAAACAUGAGAAAAUAAGUGAACCUGAGUUGCAGAGUAAGCAGAAUUUUGGGCGCUCACGUGUCAUUCCAUGAUCACAAUGCAGCUGCUGCUUUGAAGGAAGUUUAUACUUGUAUUCACUCAAAACCAAGUAUAAACUUUACUAUGGACGAUAAUCCAAAACAAAAGAUACAAUAGAAACAGUACAUUUUCAUCUAAAAAUACCCGUUCUCUGUAAAUACUAGACGUAGGGAAUAUUGUUUUGAGACUUCCACUCACUUGAUGCCAUAUUCUGCUAGAUAUGAAUGUAAUAUCAGUUAUAUCAUGUCCGUAUUGGUUUCAGUGAACAUGUUUCUUUAUCAUUUUUAUUGCAUGCUUUUAUUUGGACAUUUUGGGUGUAAUGUCACCAUCAUGCGGUUAUCUGCAAACAAGUACCUAAGUCAAUUUUCAACAUCUGCCAGUGAUUUUUGGCAAGAAGCUUUGCACUCAGCUGUGUUCCCUUAUAACACUAAAAGAUGUGUUUAUGUCUGCUUUUUAUGAUGUCAAAACCUAUAUAGUGCAAAGAAGUAUAUAGGGUAGAAUGGAUAGAUAGAUAUGGUGGUGCGAAAAAGUGUUAGCCCCCUUCCUGAUUUCUUAUUUUUUUGCAUGUUUGCCACACAUAAAUGUUUCAGACCAUCAAACAAAUUUAAAUAUUAGUCAAUGACAAUUCAACUUUUUAUUAUUAAGCAAAAAAAUAAUCCACGCCCACCUGGCCCUGUGUGAAAUAGUGAUUGCGAGAACAUCAUACCAACAGUAAAAUAUGGUGGUGGUAGUGGGGCUGUUUUGCUGCGUCAGGACGUGGAAGACUUGCUGUGAUCAAUGGAAGCAUGAAUUCUGCUGAAGGAGAAUGUCCAUCCAUCUGUUGGUGACCUCAAGCUGAAAGCAACUUGGGUUCUGCAGCAGGACAAUGAUCCAAAACACACCAGCAAGUCCACCUCUGAAUGGCUGAAGACUUUGGAGUGGCCUAGUCAAAGUCCUGACCUGAAUCCCACUGAGAUGCUGUGGCAUGACCUUAAAAAGGCGCUUCAUGCUGGAAAACCCUCCAAUGUGGCUGAAUGACAACAAUUCUGCAAAAUUCCUCCCCAGCGCUGUAAGAGACUCAUUGUAAGUUAUCACAAACGCUUGAUUGCAGUUGUUGCUGCUAAGGGUGACUUUAGCGGGGAAUCACUUUUUCAGACAGGGCCAUGUAGCUUUGGAUUUUUACUCCAUUAAUAAUAAAAAGUUUAAUUUAAAAACUGCAUAAAGUGUUCAGCUGUGUUGUCAUUGACUAAUAUUUACAUUCGUUUGAUGAAACACUUUUUCACACCACUAUAGAUAGAUAGAUAGGUAGAUAGAUAGGUAGAUAGAUAGAUAGACAGAUAGAUAGAUAGACAGAUAGAUGGAUAGAUAGAUAGGUAGAUAGAUAGAUAGACAGAUAGAUAGAUAGACAGAUGGAUAGAUAGAUAGGUAGAUAGAUAGAUAGAUAGAUAGAUAGAUAGAUAGAUAGAUAGAAAGAUACUUCUUCACAAUAUUCACAGUAUACCAAACAGGUGGGAUUAUUUUGGUUUGGUUUGUCACACAGAAGAGAAUGUAACCAUACGAUAAGGUUUCUGAAUUUGGGCUUUGUAUGAACUGUAAGAUAUAAUCAUCUAAAUUUAAAAUAAACGUUUCACCCUGCGUGUACGGAAUCCACAGUCUAUGAGUUAAAUGUCACUUGUUGAAUUGAACUUCUGAAAGAAAUGAACUUUUUAAAGAGAUUAAAGUGUAUUGAGACGCACCUGGCUAACGCUGGAAGCAAACAGUCCAUUCACUGACCGUGUCGGCCGAUUGUGUACUCGAGACGGUGGUGAAACUGUACAAGCUAAAAUGUGUCGCCUCCUUGUAACGUUGAUUUUAAUAUUAAUGUAAUCCCAGAGUAUUUGACACGACUAAAGUUAUUGUUGCACUGUGAUUGAGAUGUAAGCAAAUACAAAUGUGAGUGUUUUUGUUGUAUUUUUGGCUCCUCAGCCAGGCCGGCCGAAGGCUUUUUGUGUCCCUCGGCAAGAUUUUGUUUGUGGCGUAUCAAAUGACGCAUACUGCUACUAAACACACAUAUAUGCUGCAUAAUAAAGAUAAGUCAUGAAUUCACUGCAGAUUUCUUCAUUUGAACAAGGUGUAUUAUAGCAACUGAACCAAUGAAGACAUAUUUGAUGUAAUAAAUGGGAUUAGAUAAUGAGAAGGAGAAAACCGUACUGUUACUUUAUUUUGUGC